AUAAGGAUGCUCACGCGUUGGGUUCCCUUUGACUAGCAGCUGCUGUAUCCAGGAGAAACAGAAAAGAGACAAAGUCACCGGACUGCCUUUUUUUUUUCUAUUGUGAGAUCAGCUAGUGAGACCACAGAGCAUGUUCUCCCAGCAGUUCAGAGACCCUGAUAGCAUUGAGCUGCUGUUACUCCAUCCCAGUCUGCCCAAAGCAGAGCAUCACUAAGUUCUCCUUGUGACAGCAGCAGGCACAUGUCCCUGAGAGCAGGUACCAGCUUUACACAAGGCACUGGGGAUUUACAGGAUUCUUCAUUUGGCUCCACAAAAAGAGAAUUAAAGGUAUUAAAGGCUGGGUCCCUGGAUAUUUAUUUUGAGUAAUCCUCCAACAACAACAAAAAUCUUGUGUGGAAUAAUACUGGAUUUUCUAAGACAGUUUUUGGGAGCUGAUCAGUUCACAAGUUGCUAAAGAGAGAAAAAUGAAGAUGGGCAGACAAGAAAUGUGCCACUAUCUUCAGCUUAUAGCUCUGUUCUUUUGUCUUUCUGGAAUAAGCCAAGCUGAGCUUUCAAUGUCUACUUCGAAGCCUUACAUUCAGUCUGGGAGAUCAAGAACUAAGCGGAGCUGGGUUUGGAACCAGUUCUUUGUGCUGGAGGAAUAUACAGGCUCAGAUUCUCUGUAUGUCGGUAAACUUCACUCAGAUGUGGACACAGGAGAAAAUGGCAUCAAAUAUGUCUUGACGGGUGAGGGGGCAGGUACCAUUUUCAAUAUUGAUGAAUUUACUGGGGAUAUACAUGCAUCCAAGAGGUUGGACCGGGAGGAACAAGCCUACUACACUCUUCGUGCACAAGCUAUAGACAGACUAACAAAUAAACCAGUGGAGCCUGAAUCUGAGUUUGUCAUUAAAGUGCAAGAUAUAAAUGACAAUGAGCCAAAAUUCCUGGAUGGACCUUACAUUGCUGGCAUUCCUGAAAUGUCCCCUGUUGGAACAUCAGUCCUGCAAGUAACAGCAACAGAUGCUGAUGAUCCCACUUAUGGAAAUAGUGCUCGAGUUAUCUAUAGCAUUCUUCAAGGUCAACCGUACUUUUCCGUGGAGCCAAAGACAGGGGUUAUCCGAACAGCUUUACCUAACAUGGACAGAGAAGCUAAAGAUCAGUAUCUUCUUGUAAUACAGGCAAAAGAUAUGGUUGGCUUAAUGGGAGGACUAUCCGGUACAACGUCUGUCACAGUCACCCUUACAGAUGUCAAUGACAAUCCACCAAGAUUUCCCAAGAAGUCUGAUCAGUAUUAUGUUCCUGAAUCAUUGCCUGUUGGCUCAACAGUAGCCAAAAUAAAAGCAGCAGAUGAUGAUGUGGGACUAAAUGCUGAAAUGGAAUAUAAGAUUGUUGAUGGUGAUGGCCAAAGUGUCUUCAAAAUAUCUGUGGAUAAAGACACCCAAGAAGGAAUUGUUUCAAUUCAGAAAGGACUGGAUUACGAAACAAAGAUCAUCUAUACACUGAGGAUAGAAGCAGCAAACAAACACGUUGACAAUCGAUUUCUUAGUGUGGGUCCAUUCAUGGAUACAACAACAGUGAAAAUUACUGUGGAAGAUGUGGAUGAACCGCCUGUAUUUUCUCAAGCCUUUUAUACAAUGGUGGAGUCUGAAUCAGCAAAGAUAGGCAGCAGUAUUGGAUCUGUGAUGGCACAUGACCCAGAUUCAACAAACAGCCCUGUGAGGUAUUCAAUUGAUCGUAAUACAGAUUUGGAGAGAUAUUUCAACAUUGAUGCCAACAGUGGAGUUAUUACAAUAGCAAAACCUUUGGACAGAGAGACCAAUGCUGUUCAUAACAUCACUGUACUAGCAAUCGAGAGCCAAAACCCAGCACAAAUUGGAAAAGGCUAUGUUUCUAUUAGCAUACUAGAUAUUAAUGACAAUGCUCCUGAAUUUGCCAUGGAAUAUGAGACGAAUGUUUGUGAAAAUGCUUCUCCAGGACAAGUUAUACAGGAGAUAAGUGCAGUUGAUAAAGAUGAACCAUCAAAUGGCCAUGUGUUUUACUUCACUUUACCUCCUGAUGCAAGUAAUAUUAAUUUUACAUUACAAGACAAUAAAGAUAAUACAGCUUCAGUUAUAACAAAGAGAAAUGGAUUUCGGAGGCAAGAACAGUCUGUAUUUUAUUUACCAGUUGUUAUCGUGGAUAGUGGAUCUCCAUCACUUAGCAGCACCAAUACACUUACUAUACGAGUCUGUGACUGUGAUGUGGAUGGAAUAGCACAAACCUGUAAUGCUGAAGCUUAUACUUUACCUGCUGGAUUGAGUACUGGAGCUCUGAUUGCAAUAUUAGCUUGUGUUCUGACACUCUUAGUGCUUGUUCUUCUUAUCGUCACUAUGAGAAGACGUAAAAAGGAACCAUUGAUCUUUGAUGAAGAAAGAGAUGUAAGAGAGAACAUUGUUAGAUAUGAUGAUGAAGGAGGCGGUGAAGAAGAUACUGAGGCAUUCGACAUGACUACUUUGAGGAAUCUUAAUAUCAUCCGAGACAACAAAAGCAGGAGGGAUGUGACUCCAGAGAUUCAAUUCUUAAGCCGGCCAUCUACCCGGAGUGUUCCAGACAACUUAAUAUUUAGGGAAUUUAUAUGGGAAAGACUUAAGGAAGCUGAUGUGGACCCUUGUGCUCCUCCAUAUGACUCCCUACAGACAUAUGCAUUUGAAGGCAAUGGGUCAGUUGCAGAAUCUCUAAGUUCGCUGGAGUCAGUAAGUUCUAACUCUGAACAUAAUUAUGACUACCUUAGCGAAUGGGGUCCUCGUUUUAAAAGACUUGCUGACAUGUACGGCACUGUUGAAGACAGACUUUAUUCUUAGCACUUGAAUAUAUAUGCCCAAUGCACUGAAAAGACUCUAACGUUAUAGAAUUUUGAUUUUGUGGAAGUUUUUAUUUCUCCUGCCCAAGAGACUGCACUGACCAGAAACUGAAGAGUUAAAAAGUUGUUAAGUAAAACAGUUUGUUGAUUGACCAGUAUCUGUAUGAUAAUGCUGUCUCUGCAGCAAAGCAUAUAAGGGGAUAUUCUGAUAGCUAAGUUUUGUGAAUUAUGUGCUAAUACAGUAAGAUGAAAUGUAAUUACUAGGUCUGUGUGCACACAGAUAUUAAGAUCUGUGCUCCCUGUUUGGCUUAACCAUGGUUCUUCAGACAUUCAAUGGAACUUACUUCAGUUCAGGCUGUCACGAAAGUGUUGGGCACCACAUAAGGUUCACCAUUUACAGGGAGCAGCACUGUAAAGGUUGACCAUGGUCACAAAAUUACUACUAUAUAAUUUAUGAAAACUGCAAGUCUUUGUCCAACAUUGCCUCUGUGAUUAUGUAAAUGACCUGUAUGGUCUAUGGUGAAUAAUCUUUAUAAUUUAUUUUAUCUGGUAAAAUACAGUGGAUAACGCUAAACAGCUGUAGGUAUUACAACAUCUUAGCAGAUGUGAAGCACAUGGAUAAAUAGCCAGGCUUGUUUCUCUUUGGCUUCUGCUAAUGCUCCUCACUAUAGAAUCAGUGAACCCAAGGCUGUUAUUUUAGUUGUGGAUAGCUGCAUACAGGUUGAAUUGCUCUCUUAUGCAUAAGGUUUCAAGCUGAAAAGGCAUUAUAAGAUGGGUCCUAUACUUCUUAGUGAAUUCCUUAUCUAUUGUGCAGCGAUGAAACAGCUUAUAUGACAUAUCUGGAACUUUUGCAGAGAGGUGUUACAUGUGAUAUGGUAAUUAAGCCUAUGGGAGCCCAUAAAAACGGAAAUUGACUAAAUAGACAGAUUAUAUACAGUAUAUAAGCUGAUAGCUCAGUGUUUUAUGCAUAUCUGUAUAUCAAUUAUAAAGAUUAAAACCCAAUCUACAAGAAAAAACAAUGGACCAAUAUCAUAUACACUCACAAUAUCAAGCAAGUUUAAAGAUAUGGCCAUGUAUGGUGAACAUCAAACCUUACCCUAAACAAUUUAGAUUAUAGAAUGCAGUUAAAGUAGAUAUUUCACUAAUUGAGGCACAGAAUGACUCAUCAGUGCUGGUGCAGCACUAAAUUCUGCUAAUGGGUGUAUCAAAACUGGAGGUUAGGAAACAAUGUUCCAGAGUAGGCACUCUAAUUAAGGAUCCAUUACAGAAGGGCAUUCUUUCAGUUUGUAAUCCACAAGGUUAGACUACAAAUGUUGAGCUGCAGUAAGACAGAGGGACAUUUUAAGGGUCCUUUAAAUCACAAGCUUUAUUCCCUUAAGCUAUAUCAUAUUUUUAAAUAUGCCACUAUAAAUCGUUUGUAAUAAAAUGCUAUACAAGUGGGCAUAUUCUGGUUUAUUUAAUAAGAGCAAUGUGCAUAGUGCUGUAACGUGUAGCAACCAAUAGGCAUUCAUUGUUCAUUGAUGUGAUUAGGCUAAAUUGAUUGAUUUGAAAUUUGAUCAUUGCAUGUUACUGCACUUUGCAUGUCAUUGUUUUUAAUAGCCUCUUAUUAAAUACACUUAACUAGCUUCCAGAUUUUAUAGCGGUAAUAUUAAUUUCCCAUUUGAUCUGAAAGUUACAUUUCUUGGAUAUGUAAUUGAUAGCAUUUACAGGCUUAUUUUAAUAAUUUAUUUGAUUUUCUGAUUGUAAAACAUAAAAACAAUCUGUACACAUGUCUAUGUUGCAUUUUGGAGCAGGAAAAUAUUAGAUACCUCUGUAGAUCUAUCAAUUACAUUGGCAGUUCACCUGCUAAUGGUGGCUGUUUUUCCUUGUACUUUUUUUUCCUGAUAAGACUAUUACAAUAUACAAGGAGCAUUGUGUAUGAUUUAAUUAUUUAUUUUAAACAUGUGUAAUUAAUUUGUAAUUGGUUAUAAACAAUGUUAUUAAUUAAAGGAUACAUUCACCUUUAGACCCGGUUCACACGACUUUGGUGGCGACUCGGCAAGGCGAUCUCAAG
Rana temporaria (common frog) is the source of this 4871-nucleotide messenger RNA. RefSeq names its product cadherin 7 (gene CDH7). The transcript has 12 exons. Gene Ontology annotation, cellular component: adherens junction; plasma membrane; catenin complex. The coding region runs from base 465 to 2819 and encodes 784 amino acids. The record is from RefSeq and is a predicted model, not a curated record. Lineage: Eukaryota; Metazoa; Chordata; Amphibia; Anura; Ranidae. Gene Ontology annotation, biological process: calcium-dependent cell-cell adhesion; cell morphogenesis; cell-cell junction assembly. Gene Ontology annotation, molecular function: cadherin binding; calcium ion binding.